AGUGACGUCAGAGGCGACUGGAGCGGGUGCUCGUGCUCGAUGAAGUCGAGUUCAGGGGGUCUGUGGAAGACAAGAGUCCAGACAGAGUGAAAGCAGGACGCGCCAGACGUCUGGGAACCUGGAGAACCGGUACGAUAAUUCUGCGUGAGCCUGUUUUGGGCUGAAAAGCUCUUGAAAUACCACAAAAGACACUGAAUUGCCCCUAAAAUGCAUCAAAAUUACUGAAAGGCCUAGACGCUUCUGAAAAUCCCCUAAAGUUACUGAAACACCCUUAAACACUUCUGAAACACCCUUAAGCACUGAGAUGCCCUUAAAAUGCCCUAAAAGCCCUAAAAGUUACUAAAACACAGUUGAAACGCAACUGAAGAUACUGAAAUGCCCCUAAAGCCACUGAAACACCUUUAAAGACUCCUAAGUUACUGUAACAUCCCUACGUUCUCUUAAAGGUUACUGAAACGCUGUUGAAACGCAUCAGAAGAUACUGAAAUGCCCCUAAAGCUGCUGAAAUACCCUUAAAACACCCAGAAGAUACUAAAAUGCUUUGAAACACUUCUGAAAUGCCCUUAAGCACUCCUAAGUUACUAAACUGCCCUUGAAACACCUUAGAAGACACUAAAUCACCCCCAAAAGACGCUUCUAAUGGUACUAAAACAACCUUGAAAUACAACAGACGAUACUGAAAAACCCCUGAAAACAUUUAAAAUGCCCUAACACUCUGUUAAAGUUACUGAAACACUCUUAAAUUGUUUUAAAAGUUACUGAAAUGCCCCAAAACACUUCUAAAAGCCCCUAAAAAGUUACUGAAACACCCUUGAAAUUCCCAGAAGUUACUAAAACACCCUUAAAACACCCUAAAUGAUAUUAAAAUGCCCCAAAACGCUUCUGAAAUGCCCCUAAAGCUACUGAAAUACAAUUCAAACGCCCUGAAAAAACUUUUGAAAUGCCCUAAAACUCUCCUUAAAGCUUUUAAAAUACCCCUAAAAUGUUUCUAAACACCUUUGAAACAACCAGAAAACACUGGAAAACUUCUUAAACACCCUUAAAACACUCCUAAAGUUACUGAAAUCCCCCAUAAGAUACUCUAAUGCUUCUAAAGUUACCGAACGGCCUUUGAAAUGGCUCUGUGAUGGUUCUGAAUUUACUGGAAAUGUUCCAAGUUACUAAAUCGCACAGAAACGCUUAUACAACUCCAGUUAAAUACUUCUAAAGUUGCUGAAACAACCUUGAAGCGCCCCAGAAGACACUAAAAAAGCCACAAAACACUGCUGAAACGCUCCUAAACCACUUCUAAAUUUACUGAAAUUCUCCUAAAGCUUCUGAACUCUACAUGAACUCACCAUGAGAUUCUUGAGUUGUUUUUUGAUCAUAUAAGUACGUCGUCACAGUAUGUCAAUCAGCACUGAACUGCCGUUACGCUGCCCAACCUGCGGAGAGGCGUGUGGGUUUGGGGAGCACCUGUCUAGCGUCCGCUCCUGCCAGAAAUUCUGUCUGACUCCUCGCCGGAGCUCCGAAGGUGGACUGAUGUCGCUGUACGCCCAGCGGGAGAGCGACCGCCCUCUGCGCCUGGAGCUCCUAGAUGCCCUGAGUUUGGCCCGUCCGCUCCGAAAGAUCCUCAUCCAGAGGGACUCACCCCCGUCCCUGUCUCCGGUGCUGGCAGUCGCCGUGAGCUCCAGAGCCACAGAGGCGGAGGCAGACGCCGGACACGCCGUGGCCCAGCUGGGAGUGCCGUGGCUGGGCAGGCUGGCGCUGGAGGCCCGGCUUCAGCAGCUGGCACUGGAGGUGCAGGAGCGCGUGUCGCUCAAACUGGAGGCGCUGCAGGACGAGGUGAAGAGGAGGAGCACCGAGGUAAGGAGAGCCAGGAAGGAGAGCGAGCGCAUGCACAGGGAAAAACGCCAGGCGGAGGAACGGGCGGCCGAACUGGAGCGGCAGGUGGACAUUUCUGUGGAGAUGCUGGCCAGCCUCAGAUAUGAGCUGAGAGAGAGAGACGAACAGCUGCGACGCAAACAACAGGAAGUGUGUGAGCUGGACAGGUUUGUGCGGGACACGGCGCUACAGGAAGCCAGCGCAAAGAUCCGUCUGCAGCGCUUCAUCGAGGACCUGCUGGAAAGAGCCGAGAGAGCAGAGACGCAGCUGCAGAACUUCCACGAUGACGUCGCUUCCCCUCACAGAUACCUGGCAGGAAGCAGAGCGUCAGGCUACCAGAGGAGUUACAGCGUGUCUGGGAUGAGCAGGAGAUCAGCUCAUCUGUCUGAUCACAGAGUCGCUCAACACUACAGGUACGAGCGGAGGCCGCGCACGCUGUCGGUGGGUUCGGGCGGCUGUGAGGGUCACUGGGACGGACGGCAGUAUCAGCACAUAAUGUGUGGAGCCAUUGAGGGUCCCGACAGCGGCUCCGAUUCGCCUUGGAUGAUUCAACGCACACACGCUGAUGCCGACUCAGACAACUGGUCACUUUACACCGCAGAAUCACAGGACGACACACAACACACCGGAUACAGGACCUACAGCCACACAGGUCAGAAUCUCCACUGGCGUGUGAACAGAUCCAGUGAAUCGGCCGUGUGUUCAGAGCGUCUGAGGCUGAAAGCGGCGCUGUUUUGUGCGUUCACUUAUCUGGACACGCGCUCACUGCUCACCGCCGCGGAGGUGUGUAAGGACUGGCGUAGUGUCGCCCGUCAUCCUGCUGUUUGGACCAGAGUAACACUGGAAAACGCACGCGUGUCAUCAAAGUUCCUGAUGACUCUGUCUCAGUGGUGCUGUCAGACUCAGUCUCUCGUUCUUCACAACCUCAAACCUCGACCUCGUGGCAAGAAGGAGAGCAAAGACGAGUAUUCACGCAGCACCAGGGGCGGGCUGGAGGCGGGGCUGGAGGCGGUGCUGAAGGCAGCGGGGCGGAGUCUCGUUGCUCUGAGCGUCUCUAAUUGUCCCAACAUUCUGACGGACAGAUCGCUGUGGCUCGUCAGCUGUCACUGUCGCGCGCUGCAGUCGCUCACGUACAGGAGCGCGUCGGAUCCGGUGGGACAGGAAGUGAUCUGGGCUCUGGGAGCGGGAUGCAGGGACAUCACGACGCUGCGGAUCGCUCCUCUACAGCCGUGCCUGCAGCCCAGUCGCUUCAGCAACCGCUGCUUGCAGACGAUUGGCCGCUGCUGGCCGAACCUGUGUCGGGUGGGAGUGGGCGGGGCCGGCUGCGGCGUGCAGGGAUUGGCCUCUCUGGUCAGGAACUGCGUGAACCUGUGCGAGCUGGAGCUGGAUCACAUGAACGAGCUGAACCAGGAGGGAGCGGCGGAGAUCUGCAGAGACGGCCUACAGCAGCUCCACACGCUCAGCUUCAUCUCCACACCCGUCACCGCCAAAGCCAUACUGCACUUCAGGAGUGUGUGUGUGAGUCUGAAGUGUGUGUUGGUUCGGUUGUGUAUCUCUGAUUACUUCGAAGAUGCCGACAAUGAAGAAGCCAAGAGAUUAUUUGAGGAGAUCGUCAACAACCUACAGGCGUUGAGGAAACGUCCCGGUCUGAGUGACGUCCUGCAGAUCAGAGUCGACAAACCCUGAGAAUCACAUCUGAUCAGCUUCUGAUUCACUGUGACCAUCUGACGCACGCACACACACACACACACACAAACACACUUUUAUUGUUUUUAAAUGAACCAAAUUAUAUUAAUCACAAACAUAAACAUAAACAACAUAAACCUACAGGAGAACUUACGUUUUUAUGAAUUAUUAGGUCGGCUUGAGAAAGCUACUUAAAUUUAAACUCCCAGAAUCCAUUGAGACUAAAUCAAGAC
Labeo rohita (rohu) is the source of this 3782-nucleotide messenger RNA. RefSeq names its product F-box only protein 41. The transcript is spliced from 14 exons. NCBI's taxonomy places the organism in Eukaryota, Metazoa, Chordata, Actinopteri, Cypriniformes, Cyprinidae. The record is from RefSeq and is a predicted model, not a curated record. Gene Ontology annotation, molecular function: protein binding. Bases 1387 to 3549 code for a protein of 720 amino acids.